AUGACCGUCCCACCCCAGCACCACGUCAACGCACCGGCAGUCGCUUAUCCUCCUUCUGGAACCGCUUCAAGCUACAUAGGGCAAAUGAGUCCGACACCCGAUCCCGAUCCCACCCACUCAGCUGGACUCGAAAUACGACAUCGAUCAGAUAUCCAGUUGCGUGAACCACCAAUAGUUGAGGUCCCGUACACAGCGGGCAAGCCUAGGAACUAUCACGCAAGAAAGAAGAAGCCAGCUGCCAGCUCGUCUCGACCUCUAAAAACUCACACCACGCAACAACCCAGCGCGGCAACUCAAGGCGCACUAUCGUCAUUACAACUACCACCUCCCACUGCCGCCACUACCUCGACACUUUCCGCUGUCGCUGGUACUGCCGGGGCAACGGGAACUGGAACAAGCUCACGUCCUCAUAUUACUAUACGAGAUUCUGGAUGGCGCGCUCGUUUCAUCCUCUGGAUUUGUUGCGUUCCUAUUGAAAAAACAGACGAUCAGCAUUAG
Messenger RNA from Suillus subaureus, 498 nucleotides. RefSeq lists its product as uncharacterized. Lineage: Eukaryota; Fungi; Basidiomycota; Agaricomycetes; Boletales; Suillaceae. The transcript has 3 exons. The coding region runs from base 1 to 498 and encodes 165 amino acids. The record is from RefSeq and is a predicted model, not a curated record.